Messenger RNA from Dipodomys ordii (Ord's kangaroo rat), 2622 nucleotides. It is a transcript of the gene Gas2l2, whose product is annotated as growth arrest-specific 2 like 2. Gene Ontology annotation, molecular function: microtubule binding; cytoskeletal adaptor activity; actin filament binding. NCBI's taxonomy places the organism in Eukaryota, Metazoa, Chordata, Mammalia, Rodentia, Heteromyidae. The coding region runs from base 1 to 2622 and encodes 873 amino acids. Gene Ontology annotation, biological process: protein localization to microtubule plus-end; actin crosslink formation; microtubule bundle formation. The transcript has 6 exons. The record is from RefSeq and is a predicted model, not a curated record. Gene Ontology annotation, cellular component: cytoplasm; microtubule plus-end; stress fiber.
AUGUCCCAGCGCAGGGGACUCAGGAGGAGACCCAGCACACCGGUGGCUCCUGUACGCAGCAUCCGGCCCUUCAAGUCCAGCGAGCAGUAUCUGGAGGCCAUGAAGGAAGACCUGGCCGAGUGGCUGCGGGAUCUCUACGGGCUGAACAUUGACGCAGCCAACUUCCUGCAGGUGCUGGAGACAGGCCUGGUACUGUGCCGGCAUGCCAACACCGUCACCGAGGCUGCCCUGGCUUUCUUGGCAGAGGCACCUGCUAGGGCCCAAAGGAUUCCUGUGCCCCGGACUGGGGUUUCCUGCAAUGGGGCUGCCCAACCAGGUAGCUUCCAGGCCAGGGACAAUGUGUCCAACUUCAUCCAGUGGUGUCGCAAGGAGAUGGGAAUUCAAGAGGUGCUGAUGUUCGAGACGGAGGACUUGGUGCGGCGCAAGAACGUGAAGAAUGUGGUGCUGUGUCUGCUGGAGCUCGGCCGCCGGGCCUGGCGCUUCGGCGUGGCGGCACCCACCCUGGUGCAGCUGGAGGAGGAGAUUGAGGAGGAGCUGCGGCAGGAGCUGGCCCUGCCCCCGCCCGACCCCCCACCGCCCGCGCCCCCCAAGCGCCGGCCUUGCCACUUCCGCAACCUGGAUCAGAUGGUGCAGAGUCUCGUGAGCCGCUGCACAUGCCCAGUGCAGUUCUCCAUGGUCAAGGUAUCUGAGGGGAAGUACCGAGUGGGGGACUCCAACACCCUCAUCUUCAUCCGGAUCCUGCGGGACCAUGUGAUGGUGCGUGUGGGGGGCGGCUGGGACACGCUGGGCCAUUAUCUGGACAAACAUGACCCCUGCCGGUGCACGUCCCUCUCGCACAAACCGGGAAGAUUCCUGAAGCCCCAGACUGUACCAGUUCAGCAUGAAGUGAGAGUUGAAGAUGGCCCCUCACAGCCUCAGCCUGUGAUGACCAUCAGCCGCUCACAGAGCCCUCUGCCUCCAGUGGACUGGAAGACAUAUACCUCUUCAGUCCGAAAAUUCAGGCUCUCUCCUCACUCCUCCCCCAGACCCUAUGGUGAAGAGAGAGCAGCAGCCCUGAAAGAGAUGGAGCCAUUCCUAAGGUCCCAGGAAAGGCCGCUCAGCCCAUCUUGGAGGCAGCCAUCAGGUGGGGGAAGCUUACCCAUUCCUCAGUCCUCACCUACCCAUAGGGGCCAAGAGCCACAGGAUGCCCUUGUAGGAAGGAAAGAGGAAAAAUACUCUGGUCAACUUCCCAGAGGAAGGACUCCUACAUCUUGGGUUCAUGAGAAGACAGAGGGCCUGGGAAUCCAUGCCAGGGCCCCUACUCCCCAGAGACAUCAAGCUCCUGAUGUCACCACCAAAGUGACAUCACGGAGGGGACCAUCUCCUCUGCCUCAUUCCUCAAGCCCAGCCAACCCUCCAGGCCCUGGGCUGCCACACCAGGGUGCUUCCCCCCAGCUCAAGGAGCCAGCAUCUGUCCCCUCUCCAUCCCCUGUCAAAGGACUCACCAAGAUUCCAAUCCGGCUAUCCCCUGCCUGUCCUGUCACCCCAGGAAGAAGCUGUCCAGGUGCUGCAAAUGGAGGUCCUGUGGCAGAAGUGGGGAGAAACCCCAGCUCACCAAAGACUGUCACUGGGGACCUUGCCAGGUCCAGACAUGGAAGCUGCUCUGUGGAAGUGAGGCAAGGGGACCAGCAGCCAGACGUCCCAGUCACUGCAGAGGCCGUAGCACCCUGGGGCACUGGCCCACAGGAGCGGGAAAGGCAGCAUACCCCCUUGCCCCUUGGCAGGACUGGGAAGCAAUCCGUCUACCAGAGACUGGAAGAGCUUGUGGCCAACAUGGAGCUGCUGGAAGUAGGGGGUGCCUGUCCCCAGGACACAGGGUCAUCAGUCAUCCCUCGAAGUGGGGUAUACGUCCCCAGCCUGAGUGGGCGGUGGCCUGCACCUGGUGGUCCUUAUGACAAAGUCAUCCAAGAACUAGCUCAAGGCCCCCCACCCCUCCUUAAAGUGGACCUUGGAUCCUGGAAGGUCACCCCUACAGGCUCCCCUAAGCCAGCUGUUACUGGAGGCCCAGGAAACACAAAAGGGAAGCUGGGAGCCAGAGAGAGUAAGCCAAAGGAAAAGGCAAGCCUGAGUGAGGAGGACACCAAGACGAGCCAUGUCUUGCCUCCUGGAGGGCAGGAGUGUUCCACCCCUACCGUAUCUUCCAGCCAGGAGGCCCCCAGACCUUCACUCUCAGAGUCUCAUUCUGACAAAGCCAAGGCUUGCCUAGGCAAGGGCAAGAGAACACUCCAGAAGCCCCAGAGAGUCCCAUCCAUCUAUAAGCUGAAGCUGAGGCCCAGGAUCCGGCCCCGGAAGGAUCACAGACCUGAGAAGCAGCCUUCACGAAUCCCCAAGCCACUGGCCUAUCUCUGUCUGGGUUCAGCAGGGGCACUGCACAGGAGCAGACUGUUGAAAACCAGAGUGGGGAUCAAGGAAGGGAGGGCAAGCCAGGCAGACAGAGGUUAUGCAAGUGAAAAUGCGGAGGAGGAAAAGGAAAAGAAAGAGCAGGCCCACCCACUGGAGAGCAGCCCCCAGCCUUUGGAGGACCAGGGCUCUCGGCAGCUGGCUCCAGCCCCACCUCCACCUGAGGAGGAAUCCUGGGUCUGA